AUGGCUUCUCAUCUAAAAGGUGUUGCAAAAUCAACUAUGUCAGAUCAAAUACGUAAGGAGUUGUGCGAGUACAAGAGAGAUAAUCCUGCAAGCACACAAAAAGACUUGCAGAGAUGGCUUGAGGGAAAAUUUCAGUUGAAAGUUAGUCAAGGAACAAUAUCAAACACACUUAAGCGGUCAAAUGACUAUCUCUCUGCUGAAAUAGAAAAGGGAAGAGCGGAGAUCAAAAGACACAAACCAGCAAAAUAUCCUGACAUGGAGAAGGUUGUUUAUGAGUGGUUUCUACAGCAUCAAGAACGAUGGCUUGGGAAAUUCAAGCACCGACAUGGCAUAAAGUCAUUUCGUCGUUUUGGCGAGAGUGGGUCUGUUGAUGUACAAGACAUGGAGCAGAAAUUGGUAUCGAUUCGAGAGAAAAUUGAUCAAUUCUCUAUGAAAGAUGUUCGUUCAUUUGACCAAAUGAUGCAUGGUAGAAGAGUUCUACUUGUGGUGGAUAAUUGUCCAGCACAUCCAAGAAAUAUUGAAGGGCUAAGAAACGUUGAGUUGUUCUUCUUGCCACCCAACAUGACAUCAAAGAUUCAACCUUGCGAUGCUGGGAUAAUAAGAGCUUUCAAGAUGCAUUACCGUAGAAGGUUUUACCGCAAAAUAUUGGAAGGUUAUGAGGUGGGACAAUCUGAUCCAGGGAAGAUAAAUGUCCUUGAUGCUAUCAAUUUGGCAAUCCCAGCUUGGACGAUAGAUAUUCGAAAAGAAACAAUAGCGAAUUGCUUCCGACACUGUAAAAUUCGUUCAGCUAGUGACGUUGUAGGAAAUUUGGAUGAAUCCACUUUUGAUGAAGAAACUCAAGACCUCCAGACUAUGAUCAAUCAAUGUGGCUAUCGUAAUAAGAUGGAUAUCGACAAUCUAAUGAACUACCCAGGUGAAAAUGAAGCAUGUUCGGAGAUUCAGAGUUUAGAAGAUAUUGUGCGUACUAUCAUUGAGAACAAUGCAGAGGAUGACGACGAAGAUGAUACGGUGUCUUUGGAGCCUGUUACGCGAAAGGAAGCACUUAUGGCGUCGAACACUCUUCACAACUUUAUAAUACAAUACAAAAAUACAACACCUCAGCUAUUGGAUGCAAUAAGAAAAUUGAACUAG
This is a messenger RNA of Medicago truncatula (barrel medic), 1131 nucleotides long. Its product is annotated as CENP-B homolog protein 2-like. Gene Ontology annotation, molecular function: DNA binding. The coding region runs from base 1 to 1131 and encodes 376 amino acids. Lineage: Eukaryota; Viridiplantae; Streptophyta; Magnoliopsida; Fabales; Fabaceae. The record is from RefSeq and is a predicted model, not a curated record. The transcript has 3 exons. Gene Ontology annotation, cellular component: nucleus.